Messenger RNA from Poecilia reticulata (guppy), 1790 nucleotides. RefSeq names its product sideroflexin 5a (gene sfxn5a). The record is from RefSeq and is a predicted model, not a curated record. Lineage: Eukaryota; Metazoa; Chordata; Actinopteri; Cyprinodontiformes; Poeciliidae. Gene Ontology annotation, cellular component: mitochondrial inner membrane. Gene Ontology annotation, molecular function: monoatomic ion transmembrane transporter activity; citrate transmembrane transporter activity. Gene Ontology annotation, biological process: mitochondrial transmembrane transport; citrate transport; monoatomic ion transport.
AGCUGAGUGUUUUUGCGGUGCAGUUCAAGACGGCAAAAGUGGUCGAGGAGGGGAAAAAAACAAUAAAAGAAGAAGUUGCUAAACUUGAGCAAUAAGGAGGAGAGUUGUGUUGUCCGGCAGCAUGUCUGACUACCCACCGUUCCAGUACGGAAAGUCUCGUUUCAACCAGGAGACUUUUCGCGGGAGAUUCCGUCAUUUCCUGGAUGUGAUCGACCCCAGCACACUCUUCGUGUCAGAGAAGCGGCUGCAGGAGUGCAUUAAGCUGCUCAAUAGCUUCAGACAAGGAACUCUGCCUCCAGGAGUCACAGACGCCGAGCUAUGGGAAGCCCAGAAAAUAAAGCAGGCCAUCAUCCACCCCGACACGGGGGAGAAGAUCCUCAUGCCCUUUCGGAUGUCAGGUUUUGUCCCAUUUGGCACUCCAGUGGUUAUUGGCCUCCUUCUCCCUAAUCAAACAAUGGCGACAACCAUCUUCUGGCAGUGGUUAAACCAGAGCCAUAAUGCCUGUGUCAACUACAGCAACCGUAACGCAACAAAGCCCGCUCCAUUCUCCAAAUUCUUCCAGGGUUAUGUGGGGGCAGUGACCAGUGCAGUCUCUAUCGCUGUUGGCCUGAAUGUUUUAAUCCAGAAAGCAGACCGAUUAAAUCCAACUACCAAGCUCUUGGUGCAGAGGUUCGUCCCUUUCCCUGCAGUGGCGAGUGCAAACAUCUGCAACGUGGUGCUGAUGAGGCACACCGAGCUGUCUGACGGCAUCGAUGUGCUUGACGACAGCGGGAAGGUGGUGGGAACGUCUAAGAUAGCCGCGAGGCAUGCACUUUUAGAGACAGCCCUGACCAGAGUCGUCAUGCCCAUGCCCAUCAUGGUGCUUCCUCCCAUGGUCAUGGCCGUUCUGGAAAAGCUCCCUCUGCUGCAGCGGCGGCGGCGGCUCGUCCUGCCCGUCCACAGCCUGGUGUGUCUGGCUGCCUUCGGCCUCGCUCUGCCACUCGCCAUCAGCCUCUUCCCACAGAUGUCUCAGAUAAGCGCCAAUCAGCUCGAGCCAGAGAUCGCGGCGGCGACAGAUUGUCAGAUUUUGACGUACAACAAAGGGCUGUGAGCGUUCCCUCCCGACCGGUGGGUCGACCCCCGCCGUCCGACGAUGCCAACGUGGAGGAGGUAGCUCGCAUUUUCACAAAACAGCAGCUGAUCCCGACAACGCAUGACAUCGCGGAGAUAGCGGUCGACAGCGACAGCUAAAUGUACAUCACAACACCUUCGAAGUAUUAGCAACGCGACAACAUGGAGACUUACCUAAGAGUCGAUGCCAAAAGCGGUGCGCCGCUCGAGCCUUAAAGGCUAAUUCUGGCUGCUGCGCGACUUGUUCAAAACAGGAAAGGUAACAGCUUAAAAAAAAAUUCUAAACAUUUGCAGAAAACUCCAAGCUGAUAAUAAGUCGACUUACAGAAUAGUUUGGAAUUUUUCCAGGUUUUUACAAAAAAAAAACAACUUCUCGAACAAAGUGAAUGUAGAAAAGCCUUAACAGUUUAGCAGUAAACUUUAUUCCAUUUUCCUCCUCUGCUCCCCCCAAAAAGUUGUUGUCGCUUUCAGAGUGAAAGUUUCAGGGAUUUUCUGAAGGGACGAAAAAUAAUACUUGACAAAACAUGUUUAUCUUUAGGUUUUCUCUUUUUCUGUCUUUGCCUUUUAAUCUGAGCAUAAGAACACAGAGAUUAUUGCUACAGCCAACCAAUGGUUGGUGGAAAAUGUCCAACUUUGUAACUUUUCAAUUCCACAUACUUGCAAUAAACGGCAUACCUCAA